AGGCGUAGGAUUGGCGGGAGCGGAGGAUUAGGGGCCGGAAGUAGAUUGACGUAGCCCGGAAGGAAAAUUCUUCCCAGGCUGUAGUGUUGAUGUUUUCAAGCAGCGGCUGCUUCUGGGGCGAGGAGGGCGAAUCGUCGGCGGAAAGAUGGUGUGCGAAAAAUGUGAAAAGAAACUUGGCACUGUUAUCACUCCGGAUACGUGGAAGGAUGGUGCAAGAAAUACCACAGAAAGUGGUGGAAGAAAGCUGAAUGAAAAUAAAGCUUUGACUUCAAAAAAAGCAAGGUUUGAUCCUUAUGGAAAGAAUAAAUUCUCCACUUGCAGAAUUUGUAAAAGUUCUGUGCACCAACCAGGUUCUCAUUACUGCCAGGGCUGUGCCUACAAAAAGGGCAUCUGUGCCAUGUGUGGAAAAAAGGUUUUGGAUACCAAAAACUACAAGCAAACGUCUGUCUAGCUAUAUUGAUGAGGAUUCUGGUUUUCUCUGUAAUUUUGCUUUCUCAUUUGAAUUUUCAAGGGAUGACAUAGAUGUUCAACUUAUAAAAUAACAUGUUUUAAGAGAAGUAAUUUACACUGAGAAUGUUGAUUGAUAUUCAGUCUUUAACUCUCAAAAAGUUCUGAACAGCAGCCUAAGUGCUUAUUUCCCUCGGGAACAUUGUUUUGAACUAGAAUCAGUGGCAAAGUUAAUGUUAACAGACCUCCCGGUUCUGUGUGCACUGUUUAUUUAACAUUAUUCAUGUAAUUCUUAUCCCUUCCCUCUAUUCAUAGAUGUUGCAAAACUGGAGCUGGAGCUUAAUUCUUCACUCUGAACUUGACAUCUAGACUUUUAUCUCUUUCCUCAUUCCCUUAUUGUAUAGUUCUUGAAGUCAGCAGCCAUUUAAUUAAUUGCAGUUUCAUAGAAUAUUUAAAUGCUUGAGGCCAUUUAUUUCUGCGUGCUUCCUUAGUAAUUUAGUUCUGAACCACAUCAGACAAGUUGGAUGUGGGGCUUUUUCAAAAAUUUGUUCUUAAAGCCAGAGUUCCAGCACCUUCUGUACAUGAACAAGAAAAGGAACACCCGUAUGUCCCUCUGAAUAUGCACAUACUAGAUUUCAGAAAAACACUGGAGACCUUGAACUCAAGUUGUCAUGAGAGCCAGGAGAGGAGAGCAGUGUUCGUCCAUGUUGACAUGUGAUGAAAAUGAAUUCCCACUCCUAGGGAAAGUUCUUUGAAGCAAAAACAAACUUAUUUUUUUUAUAUCUAUAUAUCUCCCUUCCCCCUUCCCCAAAGAAAUAAAUAGAACAAAGCAAA
This is a messenger RNA of Oryctolagus cuniculus (rabbit), 1281 nucleotides long. RefSeq names its product CXXC repeat containing interactor of PDZ3 domain (gene CRIPT). Gene Ontology annotation, biological process: cytoplasmic microtubule organization. Lineage: Eukaryota; Metazoa; Chordata; Mammalia; Lagomorpha; Leporidae. Gene Ontology annotation, molecular function: PDZ domain binding; microtubule binding. Gene Ontology annotation, cellular component: dendrite. The record is from RefSeq and is a predicted model, not a curated record.